Messenger RNA from Ogataea angusta, 852 nucleotides. RefSeq lists its product as uncharacterized. NCBI's taxonomy places the organism in Eukaryota, Fungi, Ascomycota, Pichiomycetes, Pichiales, Pichiaceae. Bases 1 to 852 code for a protein of 283 amino acids. The record is from RefSeq and is a predicted model, not a curated record. The transcript has 2 exons.
AUGCACUGCGACAAGACGUUUCGGUAUUCCAGCAGAAACGGACCCACGAACCUGGCACGGCACAUAAACAAAACCCAUCGUCUGGGACAGCCCGAAUCGGCCAUCACUCGCCGGCCGUUUGGGGCCGCGCCCAACGAUCUCGUCAAGAACGCUGACACGCAAAGGCCUCGCAUCGCCCAGCCGCAACAGUCGCCGUCGCAGACCAAGGACUCCAGCACAGAGUCCGCUGCCUCGGGUGCUGCUGACAGAACAGGCUCGCUGGAGAUCGGUCUCACCACGCCGACCGACCUGGGACCCGCCGGGUACGCGGCGCCAAACUCGAUGCUCCAGGGCAACGGCAUCAUGGUCAACAACGGCGCGGCGUCGGCCGGCGGUGGCUCCACCUCGUCUGCGUCCUCAAACGGGCACACUGGGUCUCUCUCGGGCCACGACUACUCAGACUCGAUUUCGAGGUCGAUCGCCAUACAGACGCCCCUGUACCGCCUUGCUGUACAGCGCGCAACAGAUGGUGCAGCAAAUCGGGGCCCACCAGCCGCAACUGUACCAGGUCCAGCACGUGCUGCAGACCGUCGUCCAGACACAGCAGGUCCUGUACCAGCAGAUGAGACAGCAGGCCCGCACGGCUGUGCGAAUAGAGCAGAGACUGGCGAGAUCGCUAAACGAGAACAGGGGAACAGGGCUGGAACAGGCGUACGAUCUGAUCCCUUUCGCGAACGGAGUCGACCCGGCAAACGACGAGGCGGGCCUGCCGCUGCUGGUGAACAUCUACGCGCUAUUCAAUUGCACCAACGCCGCGCUCGACCAGUACCUGGUCAACUACGAGCUGCUGGGCAGCCAGGGCUCGGAAGCUAG